AGCCACUCGACCUGCAGCUAGCCGCCAUGACCAGCCAGUCCCAGGGGAUUCACCAGCUCCUUCAGGCAGAGAAAAGAGCCAAGGACAAGCUCGAGGAAGCAAAGAAGAGAAAAGUGAAGCGAAUAAAGCAAGCUAAGGAUGAGGCGAUGGUGGAAAUCGACCAAUACAGGAUGCAGAGAGAUAAGGAGUUUCGAAUGAAACAAUCUAAGAUAAUGGGCUCUCAGAGCAACCUGUCAGAAGACAUAGAAGAGCAGACCCUGGAGAAGAUCAAAGAACUGCACGGAAGCUACAACAAGUACAUGGAAAGUGUAUUAACACAAGUUUUGAACAUGGUCUGUGACGUGAAACCAGAAAUCCACAUGAACUACAGAGCCACCAACUAAAUGUGCCCCUAUUGCUCCAUAAAGGGUGUGUGCGUACCACUUGACUGCUUGUGGCUUCAUGUUUCCAUUGAGAAAUUUGAAAGGUAAAUCCUACAUUUACUAGACAUCUACAGAUUGCCGUGUGACAUAAUUCACACAUUAGCACUGAAUUUAGAAGCAAACAAAUAAAAAGUCGUUACCUCUUUUCUGGUAACAGGUUAAAUGACCUUGUCAUUUAAUUUGAAGUCAGGAAAGCAGAGUCACAUAUUUUCUGACACUUGACAAAAACUUG
Messenger RNA from Rhinolophus ferrumequinum (greater horseshoe bat), 654 nucleotides. RefSeq names its product ATPase H+ transporting V1 subunit G3 (gene ATP6V1G3). Gene Ontology annotation, molecular function: proton-transporting ATPase activity, rotational mechanism. Gene Ontology annotation, cellular component: vacuolar proton-transporting V-type ATPase complex. The transcript has 3 exons. Gene Ontology annotation, biological process: proton transmembrane transport. The record is from RefSeq and is a predicted model, not a curated record. Bases 27 to 383 code for a protein of 118 amino acids. Lineage: Eukaryota; Metazoa; Chordata; Mammalia; Chiroptera; Rhinolophidae.